Chaetomium fimeti is the source of this 1128-nucleotide messenger RNA. RefSeq lists its product as uncharacterized. The record is from RefSeq and is a predicted model, not a curated record. The transcript has 3 exons. NCBI's taxonomy places the organism in Eukaryota, Fungi, Ascomycota, Sordariomycetes, Sordariales, Chaetomiaceae. The coding region runs from base 278 to 1042 and encodes 254 amino acids.
GCCCAGCGCCGCGCCGCUCUCUUUUGUUUCUUGUAAAUAACACCGCUCCUGCAGCCGAAGCUGCUUUCAUCGAGCUGCAAGCUUCCCGCUGUCUCCCAAUUGCAUUUGUCUAAAGCUGCUCGCACCCAACCGCCUCCCUACCUACGUAACAUACAUACCACGUAUCCGUACCUUGCUGUCCCACCUUGCGGAGCGCCAUAAUCGUCCGCAGCAACCCGUCCAGAUUUCUGUUACCAGCCGCUUCCACCCCACAGUUGGUUCCGAAAGAGGGCAGAGGAUGGGAAUCAAACAACCACGCUCCGGGCGGAACCCGGGCCGUCUGUUCUUGAUACUUGCAUGGACAUCGGCAGUAUGCGCCAGCAUGCAGCCGUUCCGGCCCGUCGAGACGGCAGCGCCUGUCGCAAAACGCCAGGAGUCGGCAUGCCUCGCCAACUUCUUCAGCUGCGCCGACCAGGGCCCCGCGUUUGACGGCGUCUGCUGCCAGAACGGACAACGAUGCGCUCUCGACGCCAACGAUAGCCCGGCCUGCUGCCCCACCAACGCCGUCUGCACCGGCACCGCGCCGGACAACUUCGUACCCCCCGACGCGGCCGCCACCACCGCCGCCUCCUACGUUCCGAACGUCUUCUUCUCCUUCCCCUACAUCGCCACCUACUUCGCCAACCCGGGCCACUGCUCCGCGGCCAUCAGCCAAUGCAACGCAAACCACGCGGCCUGCACCUCGCAGCUGGCGGGCCAGGAUGGCUCGGGGGCCGGGUACGCCGUUACCGUCGUGGUCCCAGGAGGCGGCGGGACGACCGUGGCGGCCGGGGAUGGGAUCAGUGUCGCCGCUGCCGCCGCUACCAGUAUCUGCAAUAGCCUGUCCAGCGAGGCCUGCGGCGGCCUUCGACCCAGCAUGUGCACCAUGUCCGGCACCUCUACCGAUGGCUUCUACUUUGGCACGGGUGAGGGCAACGCAGCAACGAGACCAACGGGGGUGGCAGCAUGCGCCGGGCUGGUUGGCGCCGUUGCCGCUGGAGUGGCUGGACUAGGGAUCUUGUGAGCAGCCGAUUUGCGUCAAAGGGGUGGCUACCUGUUUUGUGUCUUGUUGCUUUACGUUGGCCGUUCUCACCGGCUAUGGUCGGUUUG